AGGGACGUGGGGGAGACGGAGUCUAUCCCGGCAAGCAACGGGCGCAAGGCGGGGUACACUCUGGCUGGGACGCCAGUCACACAAUCACCCCAGGGCAAAUUUUCCCAGAAGCCAAUUAACCUACCAGUAAUUUUGGACUGUGAGAGAACACAGGGAGAACAUACACAUCACACAGAUAGACCCACAGCGCUGGAAUUGAACCCAGGACCGCAGCACUGUUACGUUACUAAGAACACCAUCUCAUUUUUUUCUGUCUGCGGUGGAAAAGAGAAAAUGGGUCUAACCUGGAAGUAGGAAAGUACAGUUGUUGCCAAGGCGACCAGGUGCACUAACUCGAGGGCUGAACUACAAGACAGGUGAAGCACACCUUUAACAAGACAAAGGAGUGAAAAGCUUAGAAACGAAAUGGCCCAGUCCACGGACCCUAUUGAGAAGCUCCGAUUGCAGUGUCUGGCCAAGGGCUCUGCGGGGAUAAAGGGCUUAGGAAGGACCUUCCGCAUCAUGGAUGACGAUGGCAGCAGAACGCUGGAUUUCAAGGAGUUCCUGAAAGGGCUGCACGAGUAUGGGGUGAACAUGGACAAGGAGGAGGCCCUCAAGAUCUUCAGCCUCAUAGACAAGGAUGGUGGCGGGACCAUUGACUUUGACGAGUUUCUCCAAGCUCUCAGGCCUCCCAUGUCCAGCGCCAGAAAACAGGUGAUUGCAGAGGCGUUUCGUAAGCUGGACAGGACUGGGGACGGCGUGGUGACCAUUGAAGACCUGCAGAGCGUUUACAAUGCGAGCCACCACCCCAAGUACAAGACGGGGCAGUGGACGCAGGAGCAGGUGUUCAGAGCAUUCCUCGACAGUUUUGAUUCCCCGUACGAAAAAGACGGCAAGGUCACUCUGGAGGAGUUCACGAAUUACUACAGCGGAGUGAGUGCUUCUAUCGACAGUGACAGCUACUUUCUGGAGAUGAUGAGAAACGCCUGGAAGCUGUAGAACGCCCCCCCUUUUGCUGGAAUGGUGUCUAAGCCCUCCGUCGACAACCACGAUUACCUGAUCCUACCUACGGAGAACAGCUGGGGACUGUGAGCUUAAUCAGCCUCCCUUUCAUCUUGCAUUGUUCUGUUCACCUUGCAUUCUUACGAUCGUGCUGUAUUGUUACAAGUGCCUGCAGCUAUAUGAACGGUUUAAAUAAAGCUGUCAACUUCAACUCG
Molecule: messenger RNA, 1196 nt
Organism: Lepisosteus oculatus (spotted gar)
Lineage: Eukaryota; Metazoa; Chordata; Actinopteri; Semionotiformes; Lepisosteidae
Gene: capsla
Product: calcyphosine-like a
Molecular function (GO): calcium ion binding
Source: RefSeq, a predicted model, not a curated record